GGGGAAGGGGAGGCAAGGGAGAGGAGGUUCCAGAGGGCUUCAAUGCCCAGCUAUGUGUCCUGGUAGAAGCCUUCCCCCCCCAGGACACAGAGGGAGCCCCAGGGACAAAAUACCAGAAGAAACUGAAGAAUCUUCUUCAACUUCCUGGAAGAAAUGUUCAGUUUCCCAGCAGCCUUUUACUCCUGCUAGACUGCGCUGAUGCCCAAGCUGCUGGGGCAGGUGCAUCACUACCAGGGGGUCAUGUUUACCGAUCUCAGGUUGCUCAGGCUGGAUGAUAAGGAGGACUGGACAGAAGACGAGGACCAGGACGAGGACCAGGGUCAAUACGGACACCCAGACCUGGACGAGGAUGAGCAGGACUCUGAUGAUCCUGCUGGUCAUCGUCACCGUGAUGCAGGAACACGGGAUGGUUACGAUGACCAUGAAGGACCUGAGAUGGAGUCUGCUGGCUUGGAAAAGGUCGAUGAGACCAACUCCUCAUCUUCAUCCUCCCACUCCUCCUCCAGCUCCUCCACCUCCAGGGGCUCCAUGGCUCGGGCCCCCAGCCCAAAGGGCACCAUCUGGGGCCCUUCAGAAAUGCUGACCUCCCUAUCCUCCAGAGAUGGUUCACACUGAAAAAAAAAGCUGAAAACCACACCACAAACUGGCACUAGGUAGAACUGACCUGAGCUGAGUCUGCGAUAACAAGGGGCACCAUGUAGCCAUCUCAAUGAUUCUGUGUCUUUGCUCUCACUUCUAAACCCAAAAGAAACAGAAGACUUUCCUCAAGGAUGGACAGAAUGUGGCUGCCAAGGGGAAAAAGACACACAGAAUAUUCAAGACCAACAAAGUGUCUCCCCUCAGCUCUGAACAUGAGUUCCUGACUGCAUAUCUGCUCAUUUAGGCUUUCCCACUCUAGUUGGCUCUCCCACCAGUUCACACACACGGACACGCACGCACACAGACAUGCAGACACGCACGCACAUCAUUAUAAAGUGAGAGGUCACAGUGGUGAAGUUCUGUGUGAUGUCAUAUCCUGUUUUGUGAUGGUGUUUCCUGUCCAGGCCCAGAUCUUGGCGAGUCCUCCAUUGCAGGAAAGGAAAAGAAAAAGUCCAUCAAAGCCUUCUUACGGAGGAUCUCUGCAGCACUCUCCAGGGCUUUCUGCUCCGGCUGCGUGUAGGACAUUCACUAGGAGAGGGCGCCACCUGCUCACUCAAAUGGCUUCAACGACAGAGGGAGAACCUCAAGAUGCAAAUUACGGGGGGGGGGUCUGACCCCCCUAAUUAAGACUUGGACGCCCCCCCAAAAGAGGUAAAAACAACAGGGGGGCAAUACACGCCCUGGAGCAGAAGUUGAUCCCCGAUUGUCAUUGUAUAAUUCGCACUCUGGGGAACCUGUCACUAUGGCAACAACCGUAGCUUCGAACAACCCUUUCCUUCAGAACUGUGUAAAAAAAAAAAGGGAUAUGCUCUAUUUUGUAGUUCAGAAUACCAAUAAAAACUACUGGCAUGUAGUUGAUUUCUCCUUUGUAAUUGUUAAGCUGUUUGUGUACAAGGUUGUGACAGCAACAUGUCAGGACUGCCGCUACAUAGUAGUGAUGGGAAGUUCGGUUCUUUUUACUGAUUCGGUUCUUUGAAUCUCGUUCAGUAAAAUGAACGAAU
Hypomesus transpacificus is the source of this 1640-nucleotide messenger RNA. RefSeq names its product zinc finger Ran-binding domain-containing protein 2-like. The transcript has 3 exons. Lineage: Eukaryota; Metazoa; Chordata; Actinopteri; Osmeriformes; Osmeridae. The record is from RefSeq and is a predicted model, not a curated record. Bases 199 to 615 code for a protein of 138 amino acids.